GCGCUCCGAGCCCUCGCCCUCCCGCGCUCUCGGGGGCGCGUGCGGCGGAGUCUCGGCCCGGCCCGCCUGCUCCGACGAGCGCCAACGGGCCCGGCUGCGGCCGCUCGCGGGUAUCUAGCGGCGGGCGCGCUGAGGGAGGAGCGGGCCUGCUGCCGCCGCUUCCUCCUGCGCAGGGGCCGGAAGGCAGCGCGGCCCGGCAGCGGGAGAGGGCCGGGCCUCGGCGGUAGUGCCGCCGUUGCGGGUCAGCCACCCAGCCUUCCGCAGUGGGGGCGGGCAGGCCGGGGGAAGGGCCGGGCCCCGCCGCCGCGCUGGGCGAUGGAGUGAGGGAGCGCUGCGCGGCAGCGGGAAGAUGGCCGGUGGCGGCGGCGGCGGCUGCAGAGACAGCUUGUUUCUCGAAGCUUUGGAUAGAUCACAGUCCAAGAGAGAUGGAGGUUUUAAAAGUAAUUGGAGCUUUGAUCAUGCAGAAGAAAGUGAAGGAGAUGCAGAGAAAGACGAGGCAAAUCUGCUCAGUUUAGAUGACAAUGAUGAGUCUUUCAGUCCCAAUGAAGAAAAAAAGUCAAUUCGUUGUCGACCUGGAGCUAUCGGCGGCAGCAGCGAUGCCAUAAAAGCAUACGCAAGGCGAGGCAAAGGUGGAGGUUUCAAACUUCUAAAAGGGAAUGCAAUCGGCCUCAACAUGAUGGGAAAUAGCAAGAAACUGAGUGAAAAUGCUCAGAAUAUAUCUGGUCCUGUAACUGUGGUACAUGGCAGACGUUUUCACCACGCACACGCACAAACAGCCGUAGUAAAAACAGCAGCCCAAAGCAAUCUGGACCGAAAGGAAAGAAAAGAAUACCCACCUCAGCUUCAGAAAGUGGAGGCAGACCACAUUAGGUUUCCACAGUCUCAAGGAGUGGACAGUGUAAUGGAAAGUACAGAUGACUCUGAAUCAGAAUCUGUCAUUAAAAGAAAGGUGCGACAGAAAAGUCAUUGCAAGUCAUAUCAAUCUGACUUGAGUCUAUCUUCUGCUACAAAAAAAUGCUUAACUCAGCCAACGCUUUUGGAACAGAUUGAUUAUUCUACUGAAUGCCCAAACUGUGGGAAGGCAAAUGAAAAUCAGACCAAAUGCCGACAUUGUGAAAGUGCUUCUGUAAAGGAUUUGCAAAGAGUCUCCAGACAAACUGUAACAUUAAGUGAAUCUGUGGGACCUUUAUCACGUUCUUCAAUACAUCAGAAUUCACCAGGGCAAAAAUCUUCAGGUACAGGGUUCAGCACAAAGAAGUUUUAUAGUUCUGCUGUUGGAAAAGGUCCAGCGGAUAUUCUACUGAGUAACGAGGUUGUAGGACAUUCUAUGUUACGACAGAAUGGAAAAAUUGGUCUUAUAACUGGGACAAAAAAUCCUAAAAUUACAGGAAGCUUAAGACAGAGGAGUACAAGACCAUCUGAAUUAAAUGAUCCAAUUGUUUUGUCUAGUGAUGAUGAUGAGGACGAGAAUAGUGGCAGCACUAGGAGCAUGGAGAGCAUUUCACCUCAUCCUGCAGAUUCAGCCUGCUCCUCCCUAUGUCCUUCUGCAGGAAAGGUGGAAGCAGCAUUAAAGGAGAACAGUUGUGGAAUAGAACAGAGAAUAGUUGUUUUGUCUAGUGAUGAUGAUGAGGACGAGAAUAGUGGCAGCACUAGGAGCAUGGAAAGCAUUUCACCUCGUCCUGCAGAUUCAGCCCGCUCCUCCCCAGCUCCUUCUACAGGAAAGGUGGAAGCAGCAUUAAAGGAGAACAGUUGUGGAAUAGAACAGAGAAUAGGUAGUAUAACAACAGAUACAGAAAUUGCAGUCACACUACCAAGAAAAGCAAGAAUGAAAGAUCAGUUUGGGAACAUUGUGUCUAACACUCCAAUAAAACGGCGCAAAGUUAUUUCUCAAGAGAUGGUGACCGAGGCCGUGCCUGUAAAUUACCAAAACUCCUGUGAAAGCGUCAUCCUGAACUGCCGAAGCAUUCGAAUAGGAAUGCUGCGCAGAAUGGUCGUGGAGCCUGUGAUUUUUUGCCUGGAUUAUAUCAAAAUACGCCUCGAGAGUCAAGAAGAAUCAGAAAGUGAUAUCAGAGAGAUUAACCUGAAAACUUCAGAGCUUACUAAAUGUGAAUGGUGCAGUGUCCGAAAAUUGCCAGUAGUUUUCCUACAAACAGUACCUUCAACCUGUAGCAGUCUGAGAGAUCAACUGAAAAUGAGUAAAGAUAAUGUCUGGUACGAAUGCAAAGGAGACAGCCAGGAAGAACAGUACAUAAUUUUAAUUUUUGAAACUGGUCUUGAUCCUCAUGCAAAUUCAAUAUUUGAAAAAAUAAUUAUGGACAUUGGUAUCAGAAAUAACAUUUCUGACUUCUUUGUGAAAAUCUCCUUUGAAGAAGCCAAUGCCAGGCUUGUUGCAUUUACUAAGUGCUUGGAGGACAAUUCCAAAGGAAGCCCAUCUCACAGAGAAAGCAAAAUAAAAAACGUUGCUUCUGAGUCCAAAAUGCAGCAACGAAAUAAACAGUUACCAUUUUUUGAUGAUGAUGAAGAAAUUGGCGAACCACAUACAGUAUUUAUUGGUCCUAUAGAAAAGUUGAUAGUUUAUCCACCUUCUCCAGCUAAAGGUGGUAUUUCUGUGACCAACGAAGACCUCCAUUGUCUAAAUGAAGGAGAAUUUUUAAAUGAUGUUAUUAUUGAUUUUUAUUUAAAGUAUUUGGUACUUGAAAAGCUGAAAAAAGAAGAUGCUGAUAGGAUACAUGUGUUCAGUUCAUUCUUCUAUAAACGCCUUAAUCAAAGAGAAAGAAGAAAUAUUCAUGAAACUUCAAACCUUUCAAUACAGCAGAAGCGACAUGGGCGGGUAAAAACGUGGACACGGCAUGUUGAUAUUUUUGAGAAAGAUUUCAUUUUUGUUCCCCUUAAUGAAGCCGCCCACUGGUUUUUGGCUGUUAUCUGUUUCCCUGGUUUAGAAAAACCCAAAUAUGAACCAAAUCCCCAUUUCCUUGAAAAUGCUGCAAUGCCGAUGAAAUGUUCCUCUUCAGAUGGAGAGAGCAGCACACCAUCUCCUUUGCCAAAUGAAUUAGAUGGACAGAACUCACCUUCCAGGUCUACAGCAAAGAAGACAUUUACCAAAAAGUACAGUACAGCUUUAAUCGACCCAAACACUGAAACAGAGGACACUGAAUCUUCAUGUUGUAGAAGAAGUCCUUGUAGGGGAAAAAGUGCUUUCAAAAAACUGAAUCAAAUAGACAGUGAUGUGGAAGAACCUAACACUGUGGAAUCAGCAUGCCAUAAACUAGACCAUAGAACUCUGGAUGAAAACGGUAUACAGGGUGAAUUCACAGCUGCUAGCCAAUCUAUGGAUGGAUUGCACAAAAUCAGACUAAACUAUAGUGAAGACUCAGCUGAUGGCAGUAAACUAAAUGAAGAUGAGCUUAUAGAUUUUUCUGAAGACCAAGAUAACCAGGAAGACAGUAGUGAUGAUGGUGGCCUUGUAGAUGAUAACUGUAAUUCAGAAAUGGGACAAUGGUACCUGAAGCCAACUAUCUGCAAACAGCCCUGCAUUUUGCUUAUGGACUCACUGAGAGGCCCUUCCCGGUCAAAUGUUGUGAAAACACUAAGGGAAUAUUUAGAGGUGGAAUGGGAAGUCAGGAAAGGCAGCAAAAGAAGCUUUUCCAAAGAUGUCAUGAAAGGUUCCAACCCAAAAGUGCCACAGCAGAACAACUUCAGUGAUUGUGGAGUGUACAUCCUCCAGUAUGUGGAGAGCUUUUUUGAGAAUCCCAUUUUGAGUUUUGAGCUACCAAUGAACUUAACAGACUGGUUUCCACGCCCAAGAAUGAAAACCAAAAGAGAAGAAAUACGAAAAAUAAUCCUGACGCUUCAGGAACAGCAGAACAAGGACAAGAAGGGACAGAAAGACCCAAAUUCAAUGUUGCAGGAAAAGACAGAACAACUUACCAACAACUCAGACUGAAUGUUGUAUCUGUUGCAUGUUAGCUCCACAAUCAAAACUGAAACCUACAUUUCUGUCUGCCCAAACUAAAGAUUUGGCGUGUUCUCUGUUCAAAGUUACUUGGGAAUGUUUAAUGCCUGUAUAAAUGUGUGUAAUAAAAUGGUUUAAUUCCCAGAAA
This is a messenger RNA of Zonotrichia leucophrys gambelii, 4100 nucleotides long. It is a transcript of the gene SENP6, whose product is annotated as SUMO specific peptidase 6. Gene Ontology annotation, molecular function: SUMO-specific endopeptidase activity. Lineage: Eukaryota; Metazoa; Chordata; Aves; Passeriformes; Passerellidae. Gene Ontology annotation, biological process: regulation of kinetochore assembly; proteolysis; regulation of spindle assembly. Bases 350 to 3943 code for a protein of 1197 amino acids. The record is from RefSeq and is a predicted model, not a curated record. Gene Ontology annotation, cellular component: cytoplasm; nucleus. The transcript has 25 exons.